Molecule: messenger RNA, 1530 nt
Organism: Apis cerana (Asiatic honeybee)
Lineage: Eukaryota; Metazoa; Arthropoda; Insecta; Hymenoptera; Apidae
Product: coiled-coil domain-containing protein 6
Source: RefSeq, a predicted model, not a curated record
AUGGCUGACCGUGAUAGCGCAUCUGAAAGCGAUUCAAGCUCGAUCGACGGAGGGCCAAUAAUGAUGCCACCGUCUCCUGUAACUAGAGAACAACUUCAAAAAAGAAUUGAGUCACUACAACAGCAUAAUCGUGUUCUUAAAGUUGAAUUAGAAACGUAUAAAUUAAGAGUAAAAGCAUUACAAGAAGAAAAUCGUGGUCUUCGGCAAGCCUCUGUCAUUAUACAAGCUAAAGCUGAACAAGAAGAGGAAUUUAUAAGUAAUACAUUAUUAAAAAAAAUUCAAGCUCUUAAAAAAGAAAAAGAAACUUUAGCACAUCAUUAUGAACAAGAAGAAGAAUGUUUAACAAAUGAUUUGUCAAGAAAGUUGAAUCAAUUGCGUCAAGAAAAAUGUAGAUUGGAACAAACUUUAGAACAAGAACAAGAAUGUCUUGUGAAUAAGUUAAUGAGGAAGAUAGAAAAACUUGAAGCUGAAACACUUGCAAAACAAAGCAAUUUAGAACAGUUACGUAGAGAGAAAGUAGAACUUGAAAAUACACUUGAACAAGAACAGGAAGCAUUAGUAAAUAAAUUAUGGAAAAGAAUGGAUAAAUUGGAAGCUGAAAAACGAAUGCUUCAAAUAAAAUUAGAUCAACCUGUGUCAGAUCCUGCUUCGCCAAGAGAAAUCAAUAAUGGUGAUACUGCUACCAGUCUAAGUGCACAUAUUCAAACUUUAAGAAGUGAAGUAGCCAGAUUAAGACAUACCUUGUUUAUUUCACAACAAGAACAUACAGAAAAAAUGCAACGAUAUGUAAAUGAAGAAAAACAAAUUCGUGAAGAAAAUUUAAGACUUCAGAGAAAAUUGCAAUUGGAAGUAGAGCGUCGUGAAGCUUUAUGUAGACAUCUUUCGGAAUCAGAAUCUAGUUUGGAAAUGGAAGAAGAACGGCACUACAAUGAAAUUGUGAUGUCUGGUGGAAAUAUUAGAAAUCGUACUGUUUCUAGCCCAGUACCAUAUAAUCCUUCACCUAGUUCCUCUAGACCACUAAGUCCAGGCUCAUCAACCAGAGAGGGAUUUAAUACAAAUCGAUGUUAUGCUUGUGGACAACCUACUACAAUUCCGUUUGCAAGUUCAUCGCCUCCUUCCACUGGUCACGUGGUAACCUCAUCCAAUAGACGCACAUCAGAUAGAUUCAUUAAACCUGCAAUUCCUCCAACUAUUGUAAGUCCAAGUGGUCCACCAAUUGCGGCUAAUACAGCUACAAAUACAACUGGUGGAUCACCAAUGGAUAUUACUAAAACAUAAGUCAGUUGAAUUCAUCUAAUAACAAAUAUUUCAUCGUGUAUUCGUAUAAAGUACUUUUUUGUUGAUGCAUUUUUGCUAUGUGAUUGUAUAACAUACUUGAGAGUUAUUUUUAAAAACAUUUUGUUUUUUAACAUUUCAGUCAUUUUUUUCUGUUUUUAUGAUAAUAGUAUAUUGCGCAUAAAUUAGUUUCGAAAUAUCCAUAAAAUUGAAUAUUUUAUGAAUUGCUCUGUAUUUGGUAUCAAGUCGCUUAAA